CUCCCUCCUCCUCCUUUCUUCUUCUCCUUUCUUCUUCCUUUGUCUCUCUCCUUAUUUUUCCUUCCUUGCUCUCUUCCCAUCUUCCAUUCUUCUUUUUCUUUGUCUUCCCUCUUUCCCUCUUUCCCCCUCCUUCCAUGCUCAAAUGCAACAGGGGAAACGUUUAUCCUUUUGUUUUUCGUUUGUUUUGCUCACCUUCGGCCAGCAAAAGCGAAGCCCGGAGGGGUGGGGGUGUGUGCAAACCCACCAAGCUCUGUUUUGGCAAGCAGAGGCACCGUGGGCCAUUCCUUUGCUGUUUCCAGGGCGACCACUGCAGGCCAGAUCUAAGCACGCUGUGGCCUGGAUGCGGCCCGCGGGCCCUGAGUUUGACACCCCUGAUCUAGUCCAACCCCGCCUGCCCAAGCAGGAGACCCUCCACCAGUGAUGGCUAACCUUUUUGCCAUUGCGUGCCAAAAGUGGGGGUCGCAUGAGGAGGUCGCACGUGCCCACACCCAAAAUUCUAUUAUGUCACCCCCCGCGUUCCCCCCGCUUUUAGCAUGUGAUGGCAUGGUAGGCCCAGUAGGCCUGUUUUUUGCUCUCCCCAGGCUCCAGAGCCUCUCUAGGAGCCUGGGGAGGGCAAAUACAGCCUUCCCACCCCCUGGAGGCCCUACAGAGGCCAGAAACGGCCCGUUUGCUGACUUCCAAUGGGACCAGAAGGCCCAAAAAUCAGUUGGCCAGCACACGCAUGAUGAGCUUGCAUGCCCACCGAUAUGGCUCUGCAUGCUACUUGUGGCACGCAUGCCAUAGGUUUGCCAUCACGGCCCUACACCAUUUCUGACAGAUGGCAGUCCAGUCUCUUCUUGAAAGCCUCCAGUGACGAAGCUCCGACAACUUCUGAAGGGCAACUUCUGUUCCACGGCUGGGUUGCUCUCACUGUCAGACGUCCAGAGGGCCAGGCUUGGCAUGGAACCCAGGCUGCCUUGGCACACAAAUGGAAUAUAUUUUGGGAAGCCUUAACACACCGGCAGAUGAUCUAAUUGUGGCUGCCAAAAAAAAAAAAAAGCUAUUUAUAGGGGUUGUGUCAGGGGCAAAGAGAGGCUUCACUCGGCCACUGCUUGCCGGAGGCGGCCGUUCCUCCAGGAGGGUCAUGGCACGCUGCCCCUCCUUCUCCGGCCCUUCCAGGAAGGUCUUCCAGGAGCUGCGGGAGGAGCCAAGGCCUGGCAGGAGGGAGGGCUCUGAGAUGGCCAGGACCCUGCAGAACAGGAGGGUGCAUGAGGAUCCCCUGGAGUGCCGGGAUCCUGUGGUGCAGAAUGCCCUCUACACGGGGGACCUGGCUGAGGUGCAGCGGCACUUCACCAAAUGGUCCACGGUCAACCUGCUCAUCCAUGCCGAGGGUCAGGAUCUGCGCUGGACCAGUCAGAAAUGGGGGCUGUGGUCUCUGACCUACGAGCAGGAGCUCACCACGCCGUUGCAUAUCACGGCCAGCCGCGGCUACCUGGACUGCUUGCGCCACCUGCUGCUGCGCGGAGCCGAGGUGGAUCUGGCGCCCGGUGGACAGACCGCCCUGCACGCGGCUUGCGCGGCGGCUACCGCCGACUGCGUCCGGCUCCUGCUCUCUUUCGGCGCUGACCCCCGGGCCAUCUCUGAAAGCGGAUUUCAGCCGCUCCACCUCUGCCGGAACCCCGGCUCGAGCGAGUGCGCCCGCCUUCUGCUGAGCCACGGGGCGGUGGUGAAUUGCGCGUCCGAGGAGGAAGAGGACACCCCGCUGCACGUGGCGGCUCGGCUGGGCUUGGUGGAGCACGUGCACCUUUUCCUGAGCCACGGGGCCGCCCUGGAGGCCAAGAACGCCGAGGGGGAAACCCCGCUGAUCGCCGCCUGCGGCCUGGCGCACUCCGCCCAGGCGGCGGACGCUUACUACGAGGUGUGCCGGCUGCUAGUGGAGGCCGGCGCCCGGGUAAACGCCGCUGACCGCGACCGCCAGCGUCCGCUGCACCAGGCCUGCAAGAACGCCAACCCACGCGUGGUGGCGCUGCUCCUGGCCCACGGCGCCAACGUCAACAUCAUGAGCUACAGCGGCAACACGGCGCUCCACAACGCCCUGCAGGUGGCGGCCUACCGCCUGGAGCACCGGCCGGAGUUGGUGGUGCGCCACCUGCUCAACCACGGCGCCGUCCGCGUCUGGCCGGGGGCGCUGCUCAAGGUGCUGCGCCACUGCUGCGGUUCCCCUCGCACGGUGGAGACCCUGCUCAACUGCUACGUCCGAGUGCCCGUCACCGAGGCCUGGCAGCAGGUUGUCCCAGAAGAGUUGGUGCAGCAGCACCCGCGGUUCUUCCGGUCCCUCUUCGCCCUCGGCCAGGGACCUCGCAGCCUGCAACACCUGGCCAGGUGCGCUCUUCGCAGCUGCUUGGAAGGCCGCCUCCUCCAGGCCCUGCCCCACCUGCAACUGCCCCCCGCCUUGCAUCACUUCGUGCUGCUUCGCUUCGAGGACAUCCUUUACUAGCCCUUCUCAGCCCCCACUCCGGGGGUGGUAGUUGGGAAUCCCAGCCGAGGGAAGCGCCCGCACCUUCGCCCUUCAGCCUAGGCCGGACAGGUAUGGCGGGCCCCCCACUUCCACAGAGAACCCGGUGCGCCUGGACCACUCCGGCCGAUCCGAACGGCGCGGGGGGGGGGGAGGGAGGCGGCGGUGAAGGAGGAUCGCCCUCCCGGCGGGAACCUCCCUGAGGCGAGCCUGAAGAAAGAUCCAGCGAUCUGCCAGAGAUUCCAUAAAACAAAAAGAGGCCGUGGAUGCGCAUGGGUGCCGCGCCUCGCUUCCUCGGAGCUGGGAGCGGAAAGACUCAAGGUGCCUCCCUUGCCAGCUUUACGGGCACGGCUCCGGCACGGCUGAGCAGACCAAGCCAGGUAGAAGCUCCAGACGCCUGGACGCACCGAUCCCGGACUAGCCUCCUUGCCAGCCCCUGGACCCAUUCAGGCUGCCUCCCUGACGGAGCACUGGUUCCCCAGAGUGACAGAGCCCUCACCCCAAAUCCCCAAGGCAGGUGAAAGCAAACCAGCAGAGGCUCUGUCCCGCAGGCGCGGAGAAACCCCCUUCUCAUCCGUCCGUCCCCCCCCCUUUUCCUCUCUUCUCCCCCCCCCCCCCCACCCAGCCUUUCUCUCGCGUGUGGAGAGAUCCCUGCUUUUUUUGUAGAUUGCCCGGGUGUGUAAUAAAGAGGCUGCCUUUC
Pantherophis guttatus is the source of this 3194-nucleotide messenger RNA. It is a transcript of the gene ASB10, whose product is annotated as ankyrin repeat and SOCS box containing 10. Gene Ontology annotation, molecular function: RNA polymerase II-specific DNA-binding transcription factor binding. Gene Ontology annotation, biological process: regulation of transcription by RNA polymerase II; intracellular signal transduction. The record is from RefSeq and is a predicted model, not a curated record. Lineage: Eukaryota; Metazoa; Chordata; Lepidosauria; Squamata; Colubridae. Gene Ontology annotation, cellular component: nucleus.